Molecule: messenger RNA, 2741 nt
Organism: Helobdella robusta
Lineage: Eukaryota; Metazoa; Annelida; Clitellata; Rhynchobdellida; Glossiphoniidae
Exons: 18
Coding region: 1-2559 (852 amino acids)
Biological process (GO): resolution of meiotic recombination intermediates; mitotic intra-S DNA damage checkpoint signaling; double-strand break repair via break-induced replication
Cellular component (GO): Holliday junction resolvase complex; nucleus
Molecular function (GO): 3'-flap endonuclease activity; DNA binding; crossover junction DNA endonuclease activity
Source: RefSeq, a predicted model, not a curated record
AUGGUACUUUUGUACGAUUGUAUACAAGAAGAAACAUUAUUGUCUAAUAGUCCUUGCCAUAGACAAAUAGACCUAGACCUAGACCAAGACUUUUCUGGUUGCACAGCGAGCAGGACGCAGUUUUUAAACUUUUUACUAAAGUGGCUGACUGAUUGGAAGAAUGAAGCCGCCGAUAGGGAUGUCAAAAUCCGAUUUACUUAUGCUAAGGUCUGGACUCCAUUGAGUCGUUCUCUUGAGUCUUGCUUGAUGGAUGCUGUAGCUCUUAGAAGUAUUAAAAAGUAUCCCUUAACUUUGAAAUCUGGAUUGGAAUGCAAAAUUCUUGAAGGAUUUGGUGAUAAAAUAUGCAGUCAGAUAGAUGAGAAACUCAAUUCAGAGUUUGCAAAAUCAAGCUUUCAGUCAGUCGAAGAUUUUAUUAAAAGUUUUGACAAGCCAAAAGUUAAUAUGCACAACAGUAAUGGAAGAAACAUUUCCAAGCAGCCUAGCGCAUCAAAGAGAGGUGAUGAUCAAUGCAUUGCAAUUGGGCAGAACGAAUACAAUAAUCACACUAUCACUAACAUACGGGAUGCUGAUGAUGAUGGUGAUGGUUGUGAUAAUAAUGAUAAUAUUAUUUGUAUUGAUGACGAGGCUGAUGAUGAUAUUUAUUGCAAUGAAUCUGGGGAAAUGUCAAAAAAUCAUCAGUUCACUGGUUUAUUAGAGAAAGAACUAGAUAAUUGUGUGUCAGCAUUUAAAGAGUCAUCGUCAACAAAACCUCCAACACUUGCAUCAUUUAUAACUUCAUCUUGUUCAACAACAAUCCCGACGGCCACAACAACAAAUCCAUCAACAAGUUCUACUGUGCUAUCAACAUCUUCAGAUACAUUCAGGUUUAUGUAUGUAAUGGAUGAUGGGAAAGAGACUUGUAAGAAAGAUCAAGCUGUCAUAGAUAUUGAUGAUGGAACUUCAGUUGUGAAGUUCUUGAUAAAGUGCAAGUACACAGACCUCUUGCUCUCCGGAAAGGAAUACUCACUUGACUAUACGAGCAGCAACUGCAUUGAAAUACUAAAUAAUCCAAAACUCUACAGGAGUUGUGAUGACAUUGAAUACAUUUACGCCUACCUGAAUGAUGAACAUGCACCCGACUAUUCUAUUAACAAUUCUCAAUUGGUGCCUAUUUCAUCUACACCAACAACAUUAGCUGCAUCGUCAACAACAACAACAAUGCCAUCAUCGUUAACAUCAACCAGUUGUAACAACAAUAUGGACAGCUUGUUUCAAAGGCCUAUUGUAUCAGAUUGUACUUUCACAGCGACGACACUGACGGCAUCGACAUUCAGAAGAUCCAAACUCAAAUCUGCUCACUACCGUCCAACGUCACCAACAACAUCAUCGGCAACUGCAUCUAUGACGUCAUCAACGACAUUAACGCCAUCGGCAAAUUCAAACGAGAAUAAAAAGUUCAACAAGACGAAAUCUGAAAAUUUAGAUAGUAAGCAUAAAAAACUGAAACAUGACUUUUUAAAGUGCAAUGAAUUCAAUCAACCAAUGCAACAACGACAGCAACACGUCACACUAACGCCACUACAUCGACAACACUCUGCGACAUUAACAGACGACAUCAUCAACGACAACAUUAACAACAGCAACAAUGACAACAAAACCAACAUCCUGAUAUCUUCAUCUACAGCUGACGUCACAUUCUCUUCUGGUUCAUUUGAUGUGCUGCUCUGCGUUGAUUGCAGAGAGUCUAUGGGUCCAGCGUCACUGGCUGAUGAUGUGCUGAUGAAAGAACUGAUAAAGAACAACGUUCAACAUGAUGUGAGGCAACUUCAUCUUGGAGAUUUCCUGUGGGUGGCCAGGUGUCGCGAUAGUGGAAUGGAGCUGGUUUUGGAUUGGAUAGUUGAGAGGAAGAGGAUGGAUGACCUGGGUGGCAGCAUUAUUGAUGGAAGAUUCAGGGAGCAGAAAUUUCGUCUGUCGAAUUGCGGAUUGAAGCACGUCAUAUACUUGAUUGAGGAACAGGGCAAACAGCACAGCAGCCUUCCUGAAGCAACACUCAACCAGGCCAUCAUUAAUACGCAGGUAGUUGAUGAAUUUUUCGUGAAGAGGGUGAAGCACGCCAGAGAGUCAGCCACGUAUCUGACGCUGGUCACGAGAUAUCUACAAUCUCUAUACUCUACGAACAAACUUUAUGGCUUCAACCAGUUCUUUAAGGUCGAGCAGACUUGCACAUCACCAUCAGUAUUGUCGUCGUCAUCAUCAAUCUCUCCACCUAACUUUUUCCUCAUGACUUACAGUGCUUUCAGUGAACAGUCAAAAAAAUCCAAGUGCCUGACUGUUGGUAGAACAUUCCUGAAACAACUGACGCAAAUAAAUGGGUUAACUACUGAGAAAGCAAUAUCUGUUAUCAACAUGCAUCCAACGCCACUCAGUUUAUUCAAUGCCUACGACGCCUGCCCUGAUGAUGCAAGUCGUCUGGAGAUGUUAACAAACCUCAAAUGUGGACCUAGUAGAAGAAAUUUCGGCUCGUCUCUCAGCAGGAGUGUGGCUCUCAUGUUUUACUUGCAGCCACAUUUACAGAAUUAAUUGUACCUGUCGAUCUACAGUGUUUGCACUUUUUAGAAUCUAGAAAAUAAUAUUUUUAUAUUUGUUUUUCCAUUUGUUGAUCAUUUUUUAUUCAGUUUUAAAUACAAAUCACUGACUUUGAUAGUGUUCUUCUUGAUUAAAUCGGUUUUUAACGUCUCAGCUAUGUCACGAGAUUUUAGUAA